CUAGAUGAAUUAUCUAAUUCAACGCGGAAAGAUGCGCCAGCAGGCGAUAAAUGUUCCAGAGGGACUGCCGGAACUUCUAUCCGAUGUUACAAGGGAGGUUCUACGAUGUCAGCCGAAGAAGGAGUGCCUCUGCCAGUUCAUCAUAGACUAUCUGCACUCUGUUAUCGUGACCAGGGAGAAGGCACUGGUGGCCAAGACCAUUUUGGACCGGGCUUUGCGACAGGUGGACAGCAUAAUAUCGGACCUCUGUGUCUGCGAUUUGUCCAGGGAGAAGUCCGAGUUGAUGGCCCAGGUUCUGGAGGAUUGUUUCCGCAACUUCCUGGAGAAACGGCGCUGCGAGAUGCGGCGCGGCAAGCAGACAAUAAACUUCGAGGACGUGGACAUUCUGGAGGAGCUGCUGCAGAAGUGCAAGUUCUCGGACGAGGAGCUGAUCAUGUCGCGUCCGGCCAUCGAGAGUGCCUACAAGCGCUUCGUGGAGGCCUACAUGUCCGCCGAACGAGGCGCCGAUGGAACCGAGCUGCUCUACCAGUACUUCCGGGAUCGGGAGCUGAAGCGGAUUAACGAGGCAAUGCGCCAACAGGCGGCCAUCACAAUUCAGGCCGCUUGGCGUGGCUAUUGGGUCCGCAUGCAGUUUCCCCAGGAAGUGUGCGUGUGUGUUUGCGCGGCGGAGAAGGAGGACGACGAGGAGGAGAAACGCAAGCAAGAGGCAGCGAGCAUCCUGCAACGAUUCUUCCGCAAGGUCAUGUUGCGUGCUGCCACCAAACCUAUCGAAGAUCCCUGUGCGGAACCCUCGGAUGCCACGGAGCAUGGAACGACGGCAGCGACAUCUUCGACAAAGAGUGGGUAUGAUGAUGAAACUGUUCUGGCGACAGCGGUGGCUACUGCCGCUCCAAGUGCUGCUCCUAGUGCUCCAGGAACUGCUGCUCCGACUGCUCCGGCAACUGCUGCUACAAGUGCUGCAGCAACGGCUCCUCCAACUGCUCCGGCCACGGCUCUGCCAUCGGACACCGGUUUGGCAGAGCCAGCAGAUCAAGCUCCACCGGAGGGGGCCGAACCAGGAGAAGCUCCGCUGGAAGAGGCACCUCCGGCCGACGAGGCUGCACCACCACCGGCAGAGGAUUCCGCACCACCAGCCGCAGAGGAAGCGGCACCACCUCCUGCCGAAGAAGCUGCACCACCAGCUGCUGAAGAGUCAGCACCACCGCCCGCUGAGGAACCUCCAAAGGCGGAGGAGGCCGCUCCACCAGCUGAAGAAUCCCCCGCCGAAGAAGCCGCCGAGUAGAUGAAGCUAUAAUAUAUUUUUUUUCUUAGUUU
Molecule: messenger RNA, 1314 nt
Organism: Drosophila takahashii
Lineage: Eukaryota; Metazoa; Arthropoda; Insecta; Diptera; Drosophilidae
Gene: Rsbp15
Product: Radial spoke binding protein 15
Molecular function (GO): protein binding
Source: RefSeq, a predicted model, not a curated record